CUCCAUCAAGUCCAAAAAUAUACAUUCAUCAUGCCCACCCUCAGCGACUUCAUCUACACUCAAUUCCGCCUCACCAUCCCCAUACCCACCGCCUCAUUCGCCUCCAAGACUGUCAUCAUAACUGGUGCCAACGGCGGCCUGGGCAAAGAAAUCGUCACCCACACUGUCCGUCUCGGUGCCAGCAAAGUCAUCCUCGGGUGCCGGAGCAAAUCUCGCGGCGACGAGGCCAAGCAUGCCAUUGAAUCUACCCUUCAGUGUAACCCCGAGAUUCUCGAGGUCUGGGAGGUUGACCUCGAGUCCGAAGUUUCUAUCAAAAGUUUCGUGAACAAGGUUAAUGAACUUCCGCGCCUGGACGUGGUAAUUCACAAUGCGGGCAUCCAGGGCCAGAAAUUCAAGCGAGUGUAUGGAACGGAGCGCACGCUGGCGAUUAACUCCAUCGGUACAUUUCUUCUUGCGUUCCAGGUAAUCCCGAAGUUGAAGGAAACGGCAAGAUUGUAUCGGGUUACGCCGCAUAUGACGUUCGUCGGGUCAGCGUUGUAUGACGUGGCCAAGUUUCCGGAGGAUCAUGGGGGAGAUAUCUUUGAUUGGUACGCUGAGGAGUCGAGGAUGAGUGGUAUGAAUCAGUGA
This is a messenger RNA of Aspergillus ibericus CBS 121593, 627 nucleotides long. RefSeq names its product NAD(P)-binding protein. NCBI's taxonomy places the organism in Eukaryota, Fungi, Ascomycota, Eurotiomycetes, Eurotiales, Aspergillaceae. Bases 31 to 627 code for a protein of 198 amino acids. The transcript has a single exon. The record is from RefSeq and is a predicted model, not a curated record.